AGGAGGCGGUUUCCAAAAGCUGUGAACGUUUCUCAGUGCUGUAGGCUCUUUGGAGACAAGCCCUGAGCGACUCUUUAGCUAUUUGGCGUUGCUCCUCCUUUUCUCCUCUCAAGCUAGUCUGAGGUUGCAGGGCUGGCUCCCCCUCCCUUCCCUAUUUUGGAGAAGUGGUGUCUGAAGCCUGGACAAACGGGGGGAAGGGAAGCCGGAAAGUAAAGUGGGACCGCACUUGCUCCGCCGUGCGACCGGGCCUGGCUUUCUCCUCUCCUCCGUGGGGUUUACACAGCACAUGGGAAGCAGUUUGGAAUCCUGGAGGCGAAGGACGAAAGUGGUGCGGGGUUUGCUGCUCAAAGUUCCCGUUCCGCCCGGGCGGCCAGUCUUAUGAGACACUGUGUCAUCGUGCCCAGCUGGGGCGAGCGGGAGGAAAAUCCCUGAGAGCCAAAUUUGGCAUUGGACCGGGGGGGGGGGGGGAGGAGGAGAAGAAAUGCCAUCUUCAGUGAUUUGCGGCGUCUGCUGAAAGCGACCGAGCGAGCCCCGCCGGCCGCAGACGCUACUACGCUCCUGGUUGGGUAAUGUACAAGAAUAGUCUUCUUCACCACUCGGCUUGUGAACCCUUUUUAUUCUGUUUGAUAUCGACAUAUAUAGAAGUAUUUUUUCCUCCCAAAAAAUGACGAUCUGCUUGGAAGCAUCAUGGCCAAUGGGACGGGGGCGACGGUCAUGCUGAAAUGUGUGGUGGUCGGAGACGGAGCGGUGGGCAAAACUUGCCUGCUCAUGAGCUAUGCCAACGACGCCUUCCCGGAGGAGUAUGUGCCCACUGUCUUUGACCAUUACGCAGUCAGCGUGACUGUUGGUGGCAAGCAAUAUCUCCUUGGGUUGUAUGACACUGCGGGACAGGAAGACUAUGAUCGCCUGAGACCAUUAUCUUAUCCCAUGACUGACGUCUUCCUCAUCUGCUUCUCUGUGGUAAAUCCAGCUUCCUUUCAGAACGUGAAGGAGGAAUGGGUGCCAGAGCUGAAAGAAUAUGCUCCAAAUGUACCCUUCUUGUUAGUUGGAACCCAGAUUGAUCUUCGAGAUGAUCCCAAAACUUUAGCACGAUUGAAUGACAUGAAAGAGAAACCAAUAUCUAUGGAGCAAGGACAAAAGCUAGCAAAAGAGAUAGGAGCUUGCUGCUACGUGGAGUGCUCAGCUUUAACACAGAAAGGACUGAAGACCGUUUUUGAUGAAGCUAUUAUAGCCAUUUUAACGCCAAAGAAACACACAGUGAAAAAAAGAAUAGGAUCGAGAUGCAUUAAUUGCUGCCUCAUCACGUGAGACCCCAUCGGGACAAUGGCCACACCUACUGUGAAACUUCCCUGCAUAGACACACUUCUUAAAAUCCUCCUGUUAACUGACCAUAAAUUAAUUUGGAAGCUGAUUUUAGGAAUUGGCAUUUGGUGAAAUCCAGAGGGUGGGGGCGAGGGGAGGAGACAAAAUCCCUUAUCUGUGAAGGAGCAAGCAACCAUCUGUUCAAAAUAAUUUAUUAGGACUGGAAGGAAAGUACAAUCUCUCAGGGGUAACACAAUUUAGGACUCAUGGCAGAUGCAUCAUCGUGUUGCCGCAGCAUGCAAACCAUGCUGUGAAAGGAGGUACAAAGCCCAAUGACGCUUCGAAGAUGUUUGGGUAGCUUUGACCCACAAGGAAGUCUCUGCACAGUCUUUAUGGAAUCGGCACAAAAACAAACAAAGCCUUCUCUCUUCUUUGCGUCCAUUAUCUGCUUUUGUAUGUAAGCUGCUUCCUAUUCCAGUAUAUCCACAAAGGUGCAAUGAGAAGACCGGCCAUGUAGCCAAAGGUGGCUCCCAGUGAACAGGAAAUGGGCCACACCUAAAGGAAGAAAAUGUUGCAUUAGGUGGAGAAGUAGGGGGGAAAGGAAGAUAUUGUGGCUUUAUAUACUUUAUGAGCACAGGUUGUUCUGGGUCUAUUCCACAGAAGAAACCAAAAUGCAGUGCAGUAUCCAUUUUAGAGCUUCAUGCGCUUUCUUGGAGAAUGCCAAAAGUGUUAGUUGUUAUUGAACAUUUAUUAUGAACACUAAAUGUUGUACAAUUUUUAAUUAAUAUGCAUUAAAAUGUAACUAGGCUUCUGGGUAUUACAGCUGAUGCUUGAUAAUUUCCACAAACCAUGCAAGAACCUAGCGGGGCAUUUCACCUGCCAGUCUUGGAGGGCUAGAGCUGUUGAAGUGCUCAUGCUUCUCAGUGAAUGUGUCAGUCUUUAAAUAGAUUUGACAGUGGCUGGUUAAAACAAUUUGUGAUUCUGUCUCCCCCCACCCCCUUUCUUACAUUGCUGAAUAGUUGUUUGACAGCAAAGCACAAUUGAAGUAAGUGGAAGGGCGCAGGUUAGAGUGCCUUGAUGGUACACUGUCACCAUCCUCCCCAAGGGACUGCUAAGGCCCAGAAGAGGCAGUGUGCAACCUGCCUGUUCAGCUGCCCCAGUACCCUACUAGGGAACACAGUGUGUGCCAGGUUUCUCUUCAGUUUUCUUAUCACCAUCCAACACUAACCAAAAUGUCCCAUUUACAGUGUUGUAUUUACCUCAAAUCUUUCUGGCCUAUCUGUUCCCUGAGUGUUUUUUUCUCCCAUGGCAAGGCCUGCAGUGCCUACAUUAUAGUGAAUGUGGUGCAGUGUAGGCCAGCAGCAAAAAGGGAUAGUGAAAUCCAGAAAAUGGAGUCUCAUACCCAAUCAAACACAGGAAAUAUUUUAAUUUGUAUUAGAACUGAAGACUAGAGAACAGAAUGUAAGAAUUGCCUGUGAAGAAUCACACUGCGGGACUCAUUCUAGUUCCUGCACAUUCCCUCCAACAGAUGCCAACCAGCCAUCCCAGGGAGCUCAUCAGCAGUACAAGGUGAAGGUAACUGCUUGUCAGCAAAAAUGACAGCGGUCACCUCAUUAAAUGAUAUCCUAGCUGACUGACUGUAUGAGUUGUAACUGAUAACCAAGUAAUUGUUCUUAAAUGUGGAGAGGAGUACAAGAACUGUUUUGAAGGGAGGGGAAAGGUAGAUUUUGCUCUUAGAUGAUGCAUGUGUGUGUUUCAAUGGGCACCAUCUUAGAAGAGGCAUUUCUGCUUGUGUGAAAGAGAAUGAAGAAUACUUCUCCUAAGAUGGCUCUGGCUGUCUGCAUUUUUUAAAGUAGGUACUUCUAAUUAAAGUGUGCUUUUAAAGUGCUGCCUGAUUAACUGGGGCAGGUUUUUAGUUAAUCCAAAAGUAUAUAGAUAACCAAUUAAUUGAUUAAUGCUGCAAUCUUAUGUGCAUCUACCUGAGAAUAAAUCCCAGCAGGGGUAAUGCUUAGGAUUGCACUUGUAGAAAAAAAAAGUGUUGUAAGUGAAUGCUGCACGCAGUUCUAAUAAACAGGCAUCCAACAGAGUUCUUUAGCUUGGCAAAUCUUUGCCAUAUUGAAUGUGAGGCAUGGUGUGCCUAUAACAGUGACAAACCAAGGGAAAAACAACAGGCCUGAGGGAAUCAUUGGGCUUGAAGGCUUUCCUCUCUCCUCUGCAUGGUUUGAAAACUAUUUCGGCUUUUGUGGUAAAACUGCAUUUUCUGGGUACAUCUGAACCCCCAAACGUCUUUCUGUUCUCUUGCAUACAAACUAUGGUUUACAAUCCUGGCUGGGAGUGAAAAACUCCCCCACAAAUCAUUGUUUGUUGGCUUAAAUACAACAACUGUGGUUUGCUCCAAAAGUCAAAAUCUCAGAGCUGCAUACCCAGAGGGAGGGAGAGGAGUGUAAACUUGACAAUCUCUCUCCACCCCCCCUUUGUCAUUUUCAUAAUGAUAAACAUGGUUUCUGAUUAUUAAUGGUACCAUGACUGACUCUUCACUCAUCAAAUCAAGUCCAGCCCAAGCUAUUUUGUAAUAUCGUAGCAAUGAAGGAUGAAUUUGCUGUCCGACAUGGGAGGAACUGUAGGUAUAGCUAUGUUUUGUAGUUCCAUGCAUUUUUAGCACAAAGGUUCCAGUUCAAAGAAUCAUCAGUGGGAAAGAAAAGUGUCUCAACAUAAAUGCACAUGGUUUCUGCUGCUUGCCACAAUGUUUAGAGAAUAAUCUCACUUGAUUUAAAUGCAGUUUCAGAAUUGAAAUUUACAAUAAUAUCAAACAAAAUAACAGUAAGAAAGCUAAAUUGCUUGAAGUCAACCAAAAUCAAGAUGCUAGGCUGACAUCCUGAAGAAUCAAAUGAAUUACAUAUUUAAAUAGCUGCGUACACUGGAAGGCAACCUGCUGACACAUUAACAAAAUUGCAUGUUUUAAUGCCUUAUUUUAUUUAAGUUCUUUAUCUCCUAGCACAGUAUCUCAACCUGUGGACACAAAUGGUGGAGUCACACUGUUUGAUUUCCUGGUUGUUUUCUACAGUCAUGAGAAUAAGAAACUUGCUACUUUUGAAAUUAAAGAUUCUUAGAAUGAUUGUGUGCCAAGUGAGAUAAGUUCAGUGCUAAUACUCCAAUCGUGCAAACAAGCAGAAUGCCAUUGAAGUAAAUGUAAAGUGAAAAUGUUCUACCGAAAAUAAAGUAAAAAUGUUCUUCCCAAAAAAGCACCGAAGAAACAAUCAUGCUGUUACAAUUAACUGAUGUUAAAUGCUGAUACUGAACAUAGAUAGCUCAUACUUGUUCAACGUGUUUAAAGCCCUACAUGGACAUUCUUAGCAAUUGUGGUGAGUGGAUCCAAUCAGAUUUUCUGCUUGAUUGCACCUGACACUUCUACACUGCAGCUCUUGUACCAUGAUCCUCAGCAUAGCCUUUCUGGUGGUCAAGAGGGGCCCUUAGUCCGUCUUAUGUCAGCAGAAAAUUGGUAGGAUCCAACAUACUGUAUCCCUGCCUUGUAUGAGUUGGAAUUGUGUUGUAACAAAGGACUACAAAAGCAGAGCCCAAGCUGUGUAGGUCCAAUCCAUGUGGCUGUUACAUUUCAUAAAUGGGAGGCUGCAGUGUGGAUAAGGCCUAUACAUGUCAAGCUGUAAUGUUUCAUUCAUAGGGGUCAGGCAAGCCCUAUGUGGGCAUGCCAGAGAUAAGGAACAAAAGUGAAAUCCCAGUCCUCCACCAAACAAAUAUUAAAAGACAUCUGCCUAGGGCUUAAGUUAGUUGAAAGCUUUCCUAUGGCCCUACCUGGCUUGAUUGUUCUAGGAACCCCAAAGACCAAUUUUUAAAACAUUUGAAUGCAAAGAGAAAAGGAUCAACCCCAGUUCUGAAAGAUACUGGCCAAGCUUAUCACCAAAUACAAAGCCACACUUCAUUUUAGAGCUGCAACCCAUAAAGUAGUACAGUACACUGUAGCCUAGUUUGGCUGUUUCAUCCUAUAGGUAGUCAGGCCUCAGAUUCAGUGGGAGCUCACACGGAACCUUUUUGAGAGUUCCACCUCCUUGUCCAUUAAAUGUAUUGCAGCUGCAUAACAAUCCCUGGAUGAGCUCCACCACCUAUUUUUCUACAAAACGAUCCCUGGGUACAGUACAGACCAUGUUCUUUGUGCCUUCUACUAGUUUGAGACACUGUAUUUUGUUAAUCUUUCUAAUAGGCACAAUUUGCUUUUUUGGCCUAAUUUCCAGGACAACCAGUAUAGCAUAACCUAGGCAUGUGGGAAAAAAAAGUCAAAUUGUCUCUCCCUGUCCCAUGCUUGCAAUUCACCAGCUCCCAAAACUUCUAAGUUUAAAGAUCCAAGAAGAAGGGGCAGGAAAGAGCUGGUUUAUUCUCCCACAUCCUUCUGGCCAUUAACCUUUCCAUCACAUGCAGAGCUUUUUUUGAGCAGGAACGCACAGGAGCGCAGUUCCGGCUGGCUUGGCACCAGGGGGUGUGGCCUAAUAUGCAAAUGUUUUCUACAAAAAAAAAGCCCUGAUCACGUCAACUUUUCUUUUGCCAGGUAAAAUUUAAUGUGAUUUGGUCUUCUCUCAUUUCAUAUUCCUGGGAAGUGCAUUUAGGGUUAGAUUAAAUUUAUUUUGAGGUUUUGAGUACAGAAAAGAUGACAACUAUCAUCUUCACAAGAGGUGCCUUAGGUACUCUUCCUUGACCUUGCUUAGGCUUUCCCUUCGUACUUUCAGAAAGAUCAUUGGUUUCUUUUGAUUACUGUUUUUCAAACCAAAGAUUUACUUGUUCCCAUUCAUUAACAUGGCACUGGAUAUCUUCUGCCAAGUAUCAAGAGACUUUUACAUAACACAAUGUAUAUUCAAUGUUAGUGUAUUGUACUGUGUAGCCUAAAGCUGUAUCUUCCCUGGAUAUUUUCAUUCACAAUAAAACUCAAUUUUAGCAG
Molecule: messenger RNA, 6247 nt
Organism: Heteronotia binoei (common prickly gecko)
Lineage: Eukaryota; Metazoa; Chordata; Lepidosauria; Squamata; Gekkonidae
Product: rho-related GTP-binding protein RhoQ
Exons: 5
Coding region: 688-1308 (206 amino acids)
Biological process (GO): small GTPase-mediated signal transduction; cortical actin cytoskeleton organization
Molecular function (GO): GTP binding; GTPase activity
Source: RefSeq, a predicted model, not a curated record